GUAUCACAUGAACGAGCAGGGACCAAUCGGCACGGCGCUGCCUUAGAGUGCUGGCUGCUUUACACCAAGAUAGGGGAAAAGACUGAAUAAAAGGAAACCGUGCCAGUGAGCCUGUAAUGACCACAAAAGCCACCGGAGGAGCCGACACUCGCCGCUGUUGGAUGUUUUGCCCGUUUUCUCGUUGUUCCCAUGCGUUCGUCGCCGUGGAUUAUUCUGUUUGGCUCGGUACCGGACGGAAUGGAUAAGGCCAUGGCCCUAACAUAUUGAAUAGCUCGUUGGUGGUGGGGGGGGAAGACGAGACGCGCACCGUGGAGACGAUUCAUGGGGCAUUGUGCGGAGAGGAAAAUGGUGGAUUAUUUGCACUGUAUCAUAAAAACCUUACGCCGUCUCGUUACCCUGCCAUAAGACACUGUUUGGUGGCCUUUCAGCGCCCGUCUUGGCCGUGUCCACAGUAACUUAGGUCGUGUUAUAGCGGUUGGUAGGUAGGUACCUCCUCCAACUAGGACAUUAUCCAUUUUUCAUAUACAUGUAGGAUUGUUGUAUCGCUGCGACACGUUCAUUCACCCUCCCCUGCCUGAGACUAACAUUUGGAAACAAUAAACUGUUGGAUUACUGAACUAUGGAUUUCAACAGCAACAGCGGCGGCGGCGGGGGCAACGAGCUGCACAAUAACCAGUUUUAUCAGUGCGAGGAGAACAAGCCUCUGCUGGGGGAGAUGUCGGAGGGGAAUAAUAACACCAAGCUCGGCGCAGGGCCGUGCAAGAGGUCCCUGCACCAUUGCAGCAGCGGGAUGCGAUACAAGCUGCUCCACGAGGGGGACAUCCAGGUGUGCGUGGUCAAACACCCUCGCACCUUCCUCAGUAAGAUCCUCACUUCCAAGUUCUUGCGGAGAUGGGAACCUCACCACCUCACACUCACAGACAGCAGCCUGACCUCGGCCACCCCCACCGGUUACAUGGAGACAUCACUGUCCUAUAGCUCCAUAGAAGACCUGCAGCUUCUCUCAUGGGACAACGCUCCCAAGUACUGUGUCCAGCUCAGCUUCCCUGGUGGCACUGUCCUACUUCAGGCUGCGAACAGCUACUUAAGGGACCAGUGGUUUCAUUCCCUGCAGUGGAAGAAAAAGAUCUACAAGUACCGUAAGGUCUUGAACAACCCGAGUCGCUGGGACGUGGUCUUGAAGGAGAUCAGAGCGCUGGUGGACAUGGCUCUGACCUCACCACUGCAGGACGAGUCCAUACACCAGGCUCCACUGCACAUCAUCUCCACCCUCCUGGCUGAGAACUCUAAUCUCAGCACUCAGGAUCAUGAGAACAUCAUUGUGGCCAUUGCUCCUCUUUUGGAAAAUAACCACCCACCACCUGACCUGUGUGAGUUCUUCUGUAAGCACUGUCGGGAGCGGCCGCGGUCAAUGGUCGUGAUUGAAGUGUUCACUCCUGUGGUCCAGAGAAUCCUCAAACAUAACAUGGACUUUGGAAAGUGUCCUCGACUGCGUCUCUUCACUCAGGAGUACAUUCUGGCUCUCAACGAGCUCAAUGCUGGGAUGGAGGUCGUCAAGAAGUUUGUCCACAGCAUGCACGGGCCAACGGGGCAGUGCCCUCACCCACGGGUGCUGCCAAACCUGGUGGCAGUGUGUCUUGCCGCCAUUUAUUCCUGUUAUGAGGAAUUCAUCAACAGUCGGGACAACUCCCCCAGCCUAAAGGAGAUCAGAAACGGCUGCCAGCAGCAGAACGACCGCAAGCCUCCCAUGCCGCUCCGUCUGCUGCGCCCAGAGCCUCCUACGCCGCCUCCUGCCACCCUCCUCCCCCUGUCUGCCAACCCGAGUCCUCCUCAGCCGCCUCACCCCGUACCCUCAAACCCCGCCCCGUCCAUUCCCAUCUCCUCCCCAACGCCCUCCUUGCCCCUCUCCCCACCUCCCUCCGUCGUCAACUCCAGCGAGAUCCUUGUGGAGCUGGAGCGAAACAACAACUCAGCCAAUGCCAGACGGAAGGGCGGGCCAUCAGGGGGCGACAGCGAGCCUAACCUCAUCGACUGUCUUCUGGUCAGUCCGGCCCUCAACACUCUGUCCAUCCAGCUGCCAGCCCAGGCUGACCGAGUGCUGGGCUGCUUCGCCCUCAUCCUCAAGAUGCUGUCGGACUACGAUGACUGGAGACCCGCUCUGGCCAGCCUGCUGCAGCCCAUCCCCUUCCCUAAAGAGGCCCUUGCACAUGCCAAAUUCACAAAGGAACUGAAAUAUGUCAUUCAGAGGUUUGCGGAGGACCCCAGGCAGGAGGUCCAUUCAUGCCUACUCAGUGUGCGUUCAGGUAAAGAUGGCUGGUUUCAGCUCUACAGUCCAGGAGGUGUGGCCUGUGAUGACGAUGGAGAGCUCUUUGCCAGUAUGGUUCACAUCCUGAUGGGCUCCUGCUAUAAGACCAAGAAGUUCCUGCUGUCUCUGGCUGAAAACAAGCUGGGCCCCUGCAUGCUGCUGGCGCUACGUGGAAACCAGACCAUGGUGGAGAUCCUGUGUCUGAUGUUGGAGUACAACAUCAUCGAGAACAAAGACACCCAGCUGCAGAUCAUCUCCACCCUGGAGAGCACUCAGGUGGGCCUCCGCAUGUACGAGCAGCUAUGCGACCGACAGAGAGAGCUCAAGGAACUGCAAAGGAAAGGAGGCCCCACCCGGCUGACUCUGCCCUCAAAGUCCACGGAUGCGGACCUGGCCCGCCUGUUGAGUUCAGGUUCUUUUGGGAACUUGGAGAACCUGAGCUUGGCCUUCACAAAUGUCACCAGUGCCUGUGCUGAGCAGCUCAUUAAGCUGCCUUCACUCAAACAGCUCAACCUCUGGUCCACACAGUUCGGGGAUGCAGGGUUGAGGUUGCUAUCUGAACAUCUGGCCUGUCUUCAGGUUUUGAACCUGUGUGAGACUCCUGUCACAGAUGCUGGUCUGCUGGCUCUCAGCUCCAUGAAAAGUCUGUGCAGCCUGAAUAUGAACAGCACUAAGCUUACAGCUGACACAUAUGAGGACCUCAAGGCCAAACUGCCCAACCUGAAAGACGUUGAUGUUCGGUACACAGAGGCCUGGUGAUCCACCACUCUCACACACCCCUCCAUUCACAGCACGCACACACGAACACAUGCACAACACAAACACGAGCUCAAAUACAAAACAUGAAAAUUGUGUGGUGACGUCGUCUCCACCGCCGGCAUCAUUAGACCAGGAAUCCUGACUUUAUCCCGGAGUGAGGAUCACCUGAUGUAAACGGAACGUUUGUGACACAUUUGCUUCAGAGGAGGAGCCUCCAUCAGAUUCAUCGUCACCAACCCCCGUAGUGGGCGCCAUCACCGGGAAGGUGAGAAAUCUUCAUGGACCUUGCCGCUCCCCUUACUUCUGUCACUGAUGUUUCAAGGACCUUGUUUUUACUGACCUGAUCAGAGGACAUGCAAGGACCGCCUAUAUUGUGACAUAAAGGACCUUCUUCUUCUCUUUUGUCUUUAUCCUUUGCCCUGCCUUUCAUAUACGGUCUAUCAAUAUUCAUAUUCAGUCUAAAUCCAGCUCUCCGGCUGUUGCCCUCCCCCCUCUGUGCAUCCGUGUCAAGAGGAAAACUUGAAUCGACACUCUCCUCAGAGCCAUCCUCUCGUUCUCUUGCUCCUGCCCUCGUGCGAUGAAGGCCCGGAAACAGCAGCUCACAUUCCUCUGAUCUGAUCCACAGUGUAGCUUUCCAAGCAGACAUGUUGUACACUUCAGUCGUCGCUCUCACGAUCUUUGGCUUCGGUUUUUACGCGUUCAAAUUUAGGUCUUUUCAAGUAUUUCAUUGGGAAAAUGAGGUACCUCAGAGAAAAGAUGAGUUGCAAGACUGUGCCUAAUUGUUCAUUCAUGACAUGUUCAUGCAGAAAAAAAGAAAAAUCAAAAAGGUUUUUAUCAAGUUGAAUGAACAUAUUUUUCCAGAGAUCUGUGCUUUCAUAUAUUGUGUUUCUAUAGAAAACAUAUAUAUGAAGAUAAACCCCAGCGAUGACAGAUUUCAGGGCCAUUUCGGGAGCUCUGCAGUAAAGUCAAAUGGCAGUGGCAACAUUUGUUCUUUUUUCAUUUUUUUUCAGUGUACAUACCAAUGAUCUCCCAUUGCUAUUUAAUAGGGCAGUUGUGUAGCAGUAGCUGGGUGGUCUGGGACUGCCUAAUAUUUAUAAGUUGUGUCUUUCAAACCUCCUUUAGUCUGUCCUGACAUGAAGUACACAGGCCCUGUUGUCUUUUUUUGCAACAUAAAACACAAGAAGCCAACCCGAGAGGGCGCCUGUACAUGGAUCUCUCUGUACAAUGCCAUGGCAGUAACCUGUAAAGUGGACUGCAGUUUCUCUAAAAUGGACCUGUAAACAAGACUCAUCACCAGCUGAGAGUUGUAUAUUUUCAUAUCCUCUGCUAUUUUUUUUUGGGCUCUGUUUGAAAAGAAGAAAGGACACUUGCCAAACAUCAUCAUCAAGUCUAGUUUUUGUCGUGUGCGCUUGUUUCAUGAAGGCCAACAUGAGAGCAGUCUCAGUACUGAUUGGUGUUUCAAGCGUCAUGAGCUGCCUGCGGAGAGACGGCGGCACCGCUCUGGGUCACGUCUCCGAGCGUCCUCCGACCUGCUGAGGUCAGAGUGAAGAGUCGCAGCAGCUCUAGUGGAGCUGUGGAUGAGUUGCCUAUUGUUAUCUUUUUAUCUGUCACACCGCCUGUUUUGAAUUGUUCUGCUGUAUUUAUAUAAUGCCAUAAUACAUGGGUAACAUUUUUAGGCUGUAUGGUUGAAUAAUUCUCAUCACAGGAUGGGACAGUCAUUGUACAUAUUCUAUCAAAGUGGGCUAUAAGGGACAAAAGAUUAGAAAAAGGCACAUUUCGGCCAUAUUUGCCCAUCUACAUUCCCUCAAAAUGUUGCCUGUUUAUUGUGGCAACUUUUCAUAUGAUGCGGUAACUGCCAUGACACACUGCAAGUCUGUCAGAAGCUCCUUUUCCUCUCUGUCUAAAUGUGUUUGGGUGGAUUUGUUUUGUGCCAAUGGCCCUAGAAAACACAAUACAAGUCAGAUUUCCACCCGUUUUCCCAGUCAGCCUCGCUCUGACCGCAUCCAUCCAUUUUAGUUUAUUGGUGUUGACCUCCAGAAUGCUCCGAAUGUUUGUUCAAUCAACGCAGAAGCUGCAGCAGAGAACGGGAUGCCGUCCACUAAAAGAUACUUUUGUUUCCUAUUUAUUGGGUGCCAUGACAGUUUUCUGUUGGGCCUGUAGACUCGGUUUGUGUCCGGCCAUAUUUGGGUCUGGCUUUAGGACCUUGUGCUCUCUUUCAUAUCCUGUAUGAUGUAUAUACGAGUGUAUAUAGUCGUCUCCUCCCCUCCUCUCUUUGAACCGUUUUUUCCUUCUUCAUCCUUUUCUGUAUUUCUCUUGGCCUGCCUUCAUUGGUAGGCUGGUGUUGCCUUCAUUUUAAUGUGUGUGUGGUUGUUUUUUUUCACACAAAGUGCACUGUAAUCUAACAAAAUUAUCUUUUCAUAAUAUCUUUUAAGUUUCUAGCAUUGUUGAUUUGAUCACUGUAAUCAAGCAUUUGUUUCCUGUGUUUCUUGUUGUUUAGGUUGUUUUUUUUUUUUUGUUUUUUUGCAUGUACAUGUUGCUGCAUCACCUGGUAUUUUUAUUUUGUAAUUUUGUUUUAUAAAAGGUUUGAAAUAUGAUAAAGGAUCUGAUCACUAUCUCACUGAGGUUAAGGACUGAAAUGGAGAGAUCCCUUCUAGUUAUUUUCUGAAUGGUUGUUGCCAGGUUGUUCCCACGAGCCUUGACAGAUUCUGUUGAGUAAAGGCAGUUUGGGUUUGAUUGACAUUGAUUUUCUAAGAAGCCAAUACCAGUACUGGUACAUUUGGACUGAAGCUGCCCCUAGCUUAGAUGUAAUCAUUUAAGUCUGACCAUUUUCAUAUCAAAAAUGCUAAUAUUUUCUGUUCCCCCAAGCAUUUUGUUCUAACUCUGCCAGAUCAAAUCAGAGGUGGAUCACACUGACUGGCCAUUAUCAUGUUUAAAUAAAGUUGUUGGUUCCACACAUCAGCAAGCUGACAAUUCAGUCUAAUUUGAUUGUAGAUUUGUUUCAUUCUGAAAUGUUUUGUCUUAGUAUUUGAAUGUUUUACAGGAAUAUUUUAACUUUUUUUUUUAAUUAGUUAUAGCUUUUUUGGAUGAGAGUAGGAUGAAAAGAUUGAUAUCAAUAUCAGGUCUGUACAUUUAAAGCUGUUGUCAGUGUCCAGCUAGCUUAAUUUAGCAUAGAGAUUGAAACCUAGCCUGACUAUGUCCACAUCUUCUUUGUUUAAAAACAUGGAAAAAGUCUCUGCUUCUUGUCUGUCAGCUAGUAGCUUUUAUCAUGACAAAAGUUGUAAACAGUCUAGGACAGCAUAAUCCCUUUGCAAAACAGUAGUCAUGGCAAAUUGAGUAGUAGUAGUAGUAGUUGGGGGGGGAAAUGAGCUUUACUGAAGAAUAACAAGCCUAAAACAUCUCCAGCCAUGUUAGCAGCUGUGUGAGGUUGUACCUAGAUAGGGCAUUGAACCAAAUGCUAACGCAGCAAGAAAACAUGCUAACAAACUGAUGGCGUGUUUGGCACGUUUAGUGCGAUAGUAAAUGUGAAGUACAGUUGAGGUUGAUGGGAAUGGUAUUAGUUUUUUCAAGUAUUUAUCAUUAUAGUCCUGAGGUUAGAAGAAAGAUUAAUGCUCUUAGCAAAGCAAAUAGAAAAUCCAGCCUCCUGACAAAGGCUGUGGUUUAAAACCUUGGCUGUUUUGCCAACAUCAGAAGCAGAGGAGAGUACUCUGCCUGAGCAGCUUUACCUCUGCUGCUGCUGGUAGGCAGAUUUUGUUAGCUGUGGACAGAGACCAGCUAGCUGUUUCCCCAUUUCCCUGUGUUGAUGCUAAGCUAACAGGUUGUUGGUUCAUAUGUAUAGACCUGACAAUGGUAUCAACCCUCUCAUCUAAGUGUGCAUGUAAGUGAAUAAGUCUGUUUCCCAAGAUGAGAUACUCCUUUAAAGAAUUAAGCAGUCUUGGGAAAAUCUUUUCAAUGUACUCAUCCAACAGUUUUUAGGCCAUUAUGAGCUGCCACUUGCCCAGUAUGGGUGCUAGCAUAGCGAGGUUAUAGUGUAAGGAUUUUGUGUUACUGCAGACCAUGUAAUGGUUGAACAGAAAUGUCCCUUCUGUUGUCCCAUAUCUCUGUAUCCUGUGGAGCUCACUGCUUUGCUUUCUGUUCCAAUCCUGAUUCUGUCUGUUACCUCUGAUGUUUUUUGUUCUCUUCAGACUGUAAAGAAUUUCUGUCAUGUCCAAGUUGUGUGCAGCUGUUCUGGAGUCUUAACAGUUGUUAUGGAAGGAACAAGGUCAGAUGUUGCACAGCCUGACAAAUCUGACUGACUGAAAAAAAAACUCAUUUUCCCAUAAUUCCUUGUAGUAAAACCUUUUCUUUUUGGCAGCUAGAAAGGGGGUGUCCAUCAUGUCUCUCUAUUUUUCAGUCUUUCUCCGCAUUGAUCUGCUUCUCCUGCUGGGUUAUUAUUAUUAUUAUUAUUGCUGCUACUGCUCUGUGGCUGUUGUAAUAAAAAUACAAAAGAUCUUCAACAGGAAAAAUAACAAGUAUGAUGUGAAAUAAUUUCAAUCAAAAAUAAAAUGUCUGUGAAUAUGUUUCA
Molecule: messenger RNA, 7625 nt
Organism: Scatophagus argus
Lineage: Eukaryota; Metazoa; Chordata; Actinopteri; Scatophagidae
Product: c-Maf inducing protein
Exons: 21
Coding region: 620-3064 (814 amino acids)
Cellular component (GO): cytosol; nucleoplasm
Source: RefSeq, a predicted model, not a curated record